Messenger RNA from Hemicordylus capensis (graceful crag lizard), 2820 nucleotides. Its product is annotated as cyclin-dependent kinase 11B. The coding region runs from base 116 to 2455 and encodes 779 amino acids. The transcript has 20 exons. Gene Ontology annotation, cellular component: nucleus. Gene Ontology annotation, biological process: protein phosphorylation; regulation of mitotic cell cycle. Lineage: Eukaryota; Metazoa; Chordata; Lepidosauria; Squamata; Cordylidae. The record is from RefSeq and is a predicted model, not a curated record. Gene Ontology annotation, molecular function: cyclin-dependent protein serine/threonine kinase activity; ATP binding.
CAACGACGGAAGUGACGCGGGGGCCGGGCGCCGGGUUUCCGGGUCCUCCAUCUGCGACGAGCGGGGUCGUCGAGGCGGCGGCAGUGGCGGCAAAAACGUGCCUUUUUUCACGCAAAUGGGUGAUGAAAAGGAAUCUUGGAAAGUGAAGACGUUAGAUGAGAUUCUCCAGGAGAAGAAACGCCGCAAGGAGCAAGAAGAGAAAGCAGACAACAAACGCCUGAAAAAUUCUGAUGAUCGGGAUUCAAAGCGCGAUUCCCUGGAAGAGGGGGAGCUGAGAGAUCACCGCAUGGAGAUAACUAUCCGGAAUUCGCCUUACAGGAGGGAAGAUUCUAUGGAAGACCGAGGAGAGGAGGACGACUCCCUGGCGAUCAAACCCCCCCAGCAAAUGUCGCGGAAGGAAAAAGCCCACCACAGGAAAGACGAGAAGAGGAAAGAGAAGAGACGGCACCGUAGUCAUUCGGCCGAAGGGAAGCAUGCCAGGGUGAAAGAGAAAGAGCGGGAGCACGAACGGAGGAAAAGGCACCGCGAAGAACAGGAUAAGGCCCGGCGCGAGUGGGAACGGCAGAAAAGGAGGGAGUUGGCUAGGGAGCAUUCCAGAAGAGAAAGGGACCGCUUGGAACAGCUUGAGCGGAAGCGCGAACGCGAGAGGAAGCUGAGAGAGCAGCAGAAAGAGCAGCGAGAGAUCAAGGAACGGGAAAGGCGCGCGGAGGAGAGGCGCAAAGAGCGGGAAGCCAGACGGGAGAUUUCAGCACACCACAGAACGGCGAGGGAAGAAUACGUGGAGAAAGUGCGGAUUUGGAGCCGCAGCCCACUACGGCAGCCGCGGGAGAAGCUCGAACAGGGAGAAAUCCGGAAGCCAGUGAAAGAAGAGAAGCCAGAAGACAGAGACCCCCUCUCGGACCUGCAGGACAUCAGCGACAGCGAGAGGAAAACCAGCUCGGCCGAAACCUCAUCAGGGGAGUCGGGGUCUGGCUCCGAAGAGGAGGAGGAGGACGAAGAGGAGGAGGAGGAGGAGUCGAGCAGUGAAGAAUCGGAGGAGGAAGAGGAGGAGGAGGAGGAAGAAGAGGAAGAGGAGACGGGAAGCAAUUCUGAGGAAGUGUCUGAACAGUCAGCUGAAGAGGUGAGCGAGGAAGAAAUGAGCGAAGAAGAGGAAAGAGAGAACGGGGACCAUAUCCCAGUGGUUACAGAGUCGAGGUUUGACCGAGAUUCCGCCGGCAGCGAGGCGGAGGAGGAAGACGCCGGGGACGGGAGCCCGCAAUCCAACGCCAUGACGGAGGGCAACUAUAUUCCCGAUUCGCCCAUCUCGUCGCCGGAACCGCCAAAGGAAGAGCUACCCAAAUACCUCCCUGCCCUCCAGGGCUGUCGUAGCGUGGAAGAAUUCCAGUGUUUGAACCGAAUUGAGGAAGGGACAUACGGCGUGGUGUACAGAGCCAAAGACAAAAAGACAGAUGAGAUUGUGGCGUUGAAGCGGCUAAAAAUGGAGAAGGAAAAAGAAGGGUUCCCCAUUACUUCGCUGCGGGAAAUCAACACCAUCCUUAAAGCUCAGCACCCAAAUAUCGUCACUGUCAGGGAAAUUGUGGUGGGCAGCAACAUGGACAAAAUCUACAUCGUCAUGAACUACGUGGAACACGACCUCAAAAGCCUCAUGGAAACCAUGAAGCAACCGUUCCUGCCAGGCGAAGUGAAAACUUUGAUGAUCCAGCUCUUGCGGGGAGUCAAGCACCUCCACGACAACUGGAUUCUUCACCGAGACUUGAAAACCUCCAACCUGCUCUUGAGCCACGCCGGGAUUUUAAAGGUUGGCGACUUCGGACUGGCCCGAGAAUACGGCUCACCGCUGAAGCCCUACACUCCUGUCGUCGUGACGCUGUGGUACCGGGCGCCUGAACUGCUGCUUGGAGCCAAGGAAUAUUCCACAGCCAUCGACAUGUGGUCUGUAGGAUGCAUAUUCGGAGAGCUUUUAACCCAGAAGCCGCUCUUUCCCGGGAAGUCAGAGAUCGACCAAAUUAACAAGGUGUUCAAGGACCUGGGGACCCCGAGCGAGAAGAUCUGGCCUGGUUACAACGAACUGCCCGCCGUGAAGAAGAUGACCUUCACCGAGUACCCCUACAACAACCUGCGGAAGCGAUUUGGAGCGCUCCUCUCCGACCAGGGGUUCGACCUCAUGAAUAAAUUCCUGACAUAUUAUCCGGGCAGACGAAUCACCGCCGAGGACGGCUUGAAGCACGAGUAUUUCCGAGAGAGCCCACUGCCGAUCGAGCCUGCCAUGUUCCCGACGUGGCCGGCAAAAAGCGAGCAGCAGCGAGUGAAACGGGGGACGAGCCCACGGCCUCCGGAGGGCGGGCUCGGUUACAGCCAGCUGGGCGACGAUGACCUGAAAGAAACAGGGUUCCACCUCACGACCACAAACCAAGGGGCGUCGGCUGCAGGGCCCGGCUUCAGUCUGAAGUUUUAAGAUAUACGGGCAGAACAAGACGGAAGGCAAGGAAGGAACAAUUUGCUCUACUCCCGAGCUGCUGGCGAGCCCUUUCGUUCUGUCCUUUUCUUUUUGGCUGAUUGGAAAGCCCUUCCUCAGUAUGGACUUAAGGCCCUUCCUCAGUGUGGACUUAAAGGUAUCGUGUUCCAUUUCAGGGACCGGAAUUCAUCAGAAAUGCCAAGGACCCUUUUGCAAAAAAGGAAAAAACCCAACCAACUUGAAGUACAUUUUGGAAAUUUUCCUCUUUGCUUUUCUCUUGUUCGUAUUUAAAUCUUUUUAUUCCGGUUGGGGAUCUUUUUUUUGCUUGUACAUUUGUAGAAUAAAAACAAAUUUUUAAUUGGUUA